This is a messenger RNA of Heteronotia binoei (common prickly gecko), 4185 nucleotides long. RefSeq names its product ubinuclein 1 (gene UBN1). The transcript is spliced from 17 exons. The record is from RefSeq and is a predicted model, not a curated record. Lineage: Eukaryota; Metazoa; Chordata; Lepidosauria; Squamata; Gekkonidae. Gene Ontology annotation, cellular component: nucleus. The coding region runs from base 820 to 4167 and encodes 1115 amino acids.
GAGGCAAUGAAGCCGACGAGACGCCGCGCCGGAUUCGUCGACCCCCGUCACGUGAAAAAGCCGCGGCGGCUCUUCGCGGCUUCCGUCGUCAUCGUCACGUGAUCAGGGCCGGGCUCCGUCGCGCGCCAACCGCGUCCGGGUUUUUUCCCUCCCAUUUGUCCCCCUUCACGUGACGGGGGAGCGCGAGAAAGAGAAAAAGGGAGACUCGGACUCGGCGGCUGUCGGUCAGCGCCCGAGUGUUGGCGGGAAGCGAGCCGGCUCUGUGGAGGGGAAAACCAACGGCUGGGUAAAAACAUGAAGGAGCUCCUUUGGAAGGACAUUUCGAGACCUGCGGCCUCCGGGCAGUGAACUGGAAUAAUUUGAAUGCAAAAAGCCAUGCAUCUGUGCCUAGUGGACGGCCUGAACCAAUGCGUUCCAGGUCCUUUACACCAUGCUGAGCCCCGGUAUGGGAAGUGCUCUAAGGCAAGUUGACGUUACCCAGACUGACCUUUGCGCCCAAGGUCACACAGGAACCAGCUCUAUAAAAGCCACUCUAUCCAGACAGUUGUUCGGGUUUUGUUUCUUUCCCUGUUUGCUCGGUUUCCCGUACUGCAUUAAGGCCGUAACGUUCAAGAGCGUGCUAUGGGAUUCUUGCUCUUCAACAAAAUCAGGGGUCCUUGUGUUUUUAAAAUAAAAGAAGGGAUCUAGCGCCUGCGUUGAUCGCUGCAUUUGAAAUCCGCCUGCGUGCUUAAUGGUGAGCUCUUCAGGACUACGCGUCUGCGCAGCUGUUGGUUAGGCGGAUGGCCAUGCCGUGAGAGCAGCCGUGACGUCGGUGUAGCCAUGACGGAGCCCCACCGGGUUCAGCUCACCUCUCUGCCGGGCCCUCUGAGCACCACCCUGCUGAAGAAAACUCGCCGGGAGGACCUUGCAGGAGCGGAGCCCCCCCAGGAACCCGAACCGGCGGCUGCAGCGGUCCGCAUCGCCCUCACCCUUUUUGAGCCGGAUCACAAGCGUUGCCCGGAAUUCUUUUACCCCGAGCUGCUGAAGAAUACACGCGGAAAAGGGAAAACCAGUUCUGCGGGAGAAAAGAAAAAAGACCUUGCUGAUCCCUUCAACGAUGAGGAAAGAGAGCGGCACAGAGUGGAGGCGCUGGCCAGGAAGUUCGAAGAGAAAUACGGCGGGAAGAAGCGCAGGAAAGACCGCAUUCAGGACCUAAUCGACAUGGGCUACGGCUACGAUGAAUCCGACUCCUUCAUCGACAACUCCGAAGCCUACGAUGAGCUCGUUCCGGCCUCUCUAACGACCAAGUAUGGUGGGUUUUACAUCAACUCCGGGACCCUGCAGUUCCGACAGGCUUCGGAAUCCGAGGAUGACUAUAUUAAAGAGAAAAAGAAGAAGUCGCCGAAGAAACGGAAGUUAAAAGAAGGGGGCGAGAAGAUGAAGAAGAAGAAGAAAGAUGACUCUUACGACAAGGAAAAGAAAUCUAAAAAAUCCAAGUUCUCCAAGACCGGUUUCACAGCCCUGAACGCAAGCAAAGAGAAGAAGAAGAAGAAAUAUUCAGGGGCUCUAAGCGUCAAGGAGAUGUUAAAGAAAUUCCAAAAAGAGAAAGAAACCCAGGACGAGAGGGACGAGGAACCAAACGUGGCCGUCCCAGCUCUGGCCGAAGCCCCGGCCCCGCGGGAGGCAGAGACCGUGCCUGACCCCCUCCUCUCUCUCUUUGGCCAUCCCAGCGACAAUGAGCUGCUCCAGGCGGCCAGCGCCAUGGACUCCCUGACCGAUCUGGACCUGGAGCAGCUUCUCAACGAGUCCCCGGAGGAGAGCCCUUUCCAGGACAUGGUGGAGGACGGGAGCGACCCCCUCGGGGUGACCCUGGAGGCAGAAGUCAAGCAACCCCUCGCCCUCCCCGAGGGCCUGCCGGGGCCUCUGGAGAAGCGCAUCGAGGAGCUGAUGCAGGCCGCCAGGGCUGCACAAGGCGAAGGGAAGCACAAGUUCUUCACCCCGGACAUCAACAACAUCUUGUUAGACAUUGAGCUGCAAACCCAGGAACUGAGCAGCCAGGUCCGGUCGGGAGUGUACGCUCACCUGGCCUCCUUCCUUCCCUGCAGCAAAGAGACCCUCGUCAAACGGGCCCGCAGGCUCUACCUCUACGAGCAGGGCGGCCGACUGAAGGAGCGACUUCACAAGCUCAAGGAAGCCAUCGGCCGGGCAAUGCCGGAGCAGAUGGCCAAGUACCAGGAGGAAUGCCAAGCUCACACCCAGGCCAAAUUUGCCAAGAUGCUAGAAGAGGAAAAGGACAAGGAGCUGCGGGAGCGGGUCUGCUCGGACGACGAGGACGACGACGAUAAAGGAGGGAAGCGCAUCAUGGGGCCCCGGAAGAAGUUCCAGUGGAACGAGGAAAUCAGGGAUCUGCUCUGCCAGGCGGUGAAGCUCAAACUGGACGGGUACGAGCUGGAGAAGAACAAGGCCCAGUCGAUGGAGGAUUACGUGAAAGCCUUCCUGGAUGCUGAAGUCAAGCCUCUUUGGCCCAAGGGCUGGAUGCAGGCACGGACAUUAUUCAAAGAGAGCAGACGAGUCCACGGUCACCUCACUUCCAUCCCAACAAAGAAGAAGGUCAUGGCUCCUCCAAAGGUGAAGGGGAAGGAGCCGCCUGGCAAGCCAGAUAAGAAGAUGCCCCUUUCAGUGCCAUUGAUCCAUUCGGGCUGCGUGGUCUCGCUUUCUCCAGAGCCGCAGGGGAUCACCAUCGGCCUUAGCCCUCAAACCAGGGAGCUCUUGGCAAUGAGUUCAACUUCUGUCCCGAGCAGCACGGCAGCCCAGGUAGCCUUCAGCAUGGAUGACUCUUUGGAUGAGGACUUGAUCCACAACGCAGCCUCGUCCUUGGAAGCCGUCUCAAAGGAGCUGGCUGUGCUGAACAGCCGCACGGGAGGCAGCCCUGACUUUACUCUCCCUGCCCCCCACAAGGCGCCUGCAGAGAAGCCCCCCAGCCAGGCGAUGCUGGAAGAGAAGAGGAAUUUUGCCAAGCUGGCCUCUUCGCCCGCCCAGCUGCCGGCCAGCGGCUCUCUGCAGUCGCCCCUCAAUUUCCUGGCCGAGCAGGCCUUGGCGCUGGGCCAGACCUCGACAGACAAAAACACAGAGGGCUCUGUUUACAAAGAGCUCCCCUGCCCAGCUCCCCUCAACAAGCUGGACGUUCACCCAUCCAAGCCCAAACACCACAACGUGCCGCGCACGGUUCACGGGUCCCAGACCUCAGCCCCAGCGCCGGCACCCCCAGCGAAGGUAUUUCCCAUGGGAGGGCAGCAGCCGAAACCUUUCCCACUUUCCCCUCCCUUUGGCAAGCUGCAGACCCCCAAAGCCGCCUCCCCGUUGCCCCAACGCCCCGUACUGUCACAGCAGGUCAAGGGGCCUGCCAAAGCACCCAGCUUCCACUCUUCAUCGUCAUCAUCGUCACCCUCGACCGUCUCCCCAGUGUCUGGCAGCUCCCAUAAGAUCCCCAAUUCCUCUCCUGUAUCUCUGAGCUACCUGGGGAAACACUUGAGUGGCUCCGGCUCUUCAGCUCCAGCAUACAAGUCGCCCUUCGUGGCCCUUUCCCGGCACGUGGCUUCUUCCAGCAGCUCCACGUCUGCCGGGGCCACAAACCAGAGCUCCUCUGCUGGCAACCUGCCACCCGGCACAUCUCUUCCCUCUCCUGGGCAGGCUCCCAGUCGCUCAUCGCCCAGCUCCACCACAGCCAAGAAGACACCGGUCUCUCAAAAGCUGACGCUGGUGGCUCCCCCGGGGGGGCCAAACGUCAGCUCAAGCGGGGGGACACAAGGGGUGGCCAAGCUGCUGACCUCCUCCCUCAAGCCAGCUGUGGUGACCAGCGCCACAUCUUCUACCUCGGUGACGAAAGGAGCCAGCGGGGCAGUGCUGCUGACCGGUUCAUCUUCCUUGAGUGUCCUGCCUUCCCCCUACAAGCCCGGAAACGCCAAGCUACCGGCCGCCCUCACCUCCACCCCACUGGGCAUCAUGUCACCCAUCCAUUCCUACCCUCUCCACGUCAUCUCCUUCAGCUCUGAGUCCUCCCCCAAGGCUGGGGUCUCGAAAGACGCCAUCGUCACAGGACCGGCCCCGGGGACUUUCCAUCACGGUCUUGGCCACGGUACUUCUCAGCUUCACGGGAAAGGGUCCAGCGUGCAGCCGCGGAAGUUGUGACAGCCAAUGAAAAAAAGG